AUGGAGAGAGCCUAUACGGUGUAUCAUCGAUCCGAUAGGCAAGGUUGUUUUACACCGAAGGAAACUCAAAGGCGACAAGUGAUGAACGUACGUUCUGGUGGUGACGGACCAGAUGAUUCGACAGUACCAGGUCCCGAAGGCGCAAUUAACGGAUGCCUGAACUGCAACACCUCCAGCCCCCACCUGCUUCCACCAUUACUCCCAUGGCGUCCGAGUCCAUGUCGCUUCUUGGCCAUUCAACUUGAGCCCGAAUCCGACAUUGCGGUCAAUGGGCACCUACGCGAUUUGCCCAGUGAUUUCCAAGUGGCGGCGACACGGUUUGCGGCCAUGGAAGGCCCGAUGUUUGUCAUUUCGAGUAUGCAGAUGAUUUCAGAGAACAGAGGCACGAGGGAAGCACAGGAAACGCUGUUGUUCGAGGCAAUGAGAGUAGAUGAGGGGUUACAUCAAGCAGGAUUUGGUCGGUUUGCUCCAUGGCUAUUGCUUUCUGCAUACUGGUUACAGUAG
This is a messenger RNA of Marasmius oreades (fairy-ring Marasmius), 504 nucleotides long. RefSeq lists its product as uncharacterized. NCBI's taxonomy places the organism in Eukaryota, Fungi, Basidiomycota, Agaricomycetes, Agaricales, Marasmiaceae. The record is from RefSeq and is a predicted model, not a curated record. The transcript has 4 exons. The coding region runs from base 1 to 504 and encodes 167 amino acids.